Molecule: messenger RNA, 261 nt
Organism: Penicillium argentinense
Lineage: Eukaryota; Fungi; Ascomycota; Eurotiomycetes; Eurotiales; Aspergillaceae
Exons: 2
Coding region: 1-261 (86 amino acids)
Source: RefSeq, a predicted model, not a curated record
AUGUCUUCCGGCGGGAACCAGAACAACCCCAGUUUCUUGGGCGGUGUUGGCGAGGCCAUCGGCAAGACAGCCAGCGGCGCCACCAGUACAGUCGGAUAUACUGUGAGCGGCCUUGGGGGUGCUGCAGGAGGUGCUGCAUCAGGGAUUGGCCAAACAGUCGGUGGUGCCAGUGAGGGACUUGGAAACGCUGCCAAGGGACUAGGACAGUCCGUCAACAAGACUGUGGGUGGUGAAGAGCCGAAAAAGGGAUCAGACCAAUAA